UUAACAGUGAUGUUAUGUGACUCGAUUGGUGAUGUAGGGAUCGAGGUGCAUGUGUGUUGUUAAUAGCUUUACAGCAAGAUAAUAUUCAAUAGUUUUUUUUUUUUUCAUUUUAAAAAUGGCCGAAGUUAAAGUAAAACAAGAAUCUACAGAUCCUGUGGACAUCGAAAACAGGAUAAAGGAGCUUUGCAGCCAGUUUCCUCAUGGAAUAACCGACCAGGUCAUACAGAAUGACAUGCCUCACGUAGAGGCUCAGCAGAGGGCCAUGGCCAUCAACAGACUGCUCUCUGUGGGUCAGCUGGACCUGCUUAGGAACAGCAAUGGACUUCUGUAUAGGUUAAAAGAUGCUCAGACAGCAAGUAAAAUGAAGGGAUCUGACAACCAAGAGAAGUUAGUUUAUCAAAUCAUAGAGGAUGCAGGAAACAAAGGAAUCUGGAGCAGAGAUAUCCGCUAUAAAAGUAACCUCCCUCUGACAGAGAUUAACAAAAUCCUGAAGAACCUGGAGAGUAAGAAGCUUAUCAAAGCUGUGAAAUCUGUGGCUGCUUCUAAGAAAAAGGUGUACAUGCUGUAUAACCUUCAGCCGGACCGCUCAGUUACUGGCGGAGCCUGGUACAGUGACCAGGAUUUUGAAUCUGAGUUUGUGGAGGUCUUGAACCAGCAGUGCUUCAAAUUUUUGCAGAGCAAGGCGGAGGCAGCGCGGGACAGCAAGCAGAGCCCUGUGGUGCAGAGGAACAGCUCCUUUGCCACAUCCCACGAGGUGUGGAAGUACAUCUGCGAGCUGGGCAUCAGUAAGGUGGAGCUGUCCAUGGAGGACAUAGAGACCAUCCUGAACACACUGAUCUAUGACGGGAAGGUGGAAAUGACCAUCAUUGUGGCCAAGGAAGGGACAGUGGGCAGCGUGGAUGGCCAGAUUAAGCUCUACAGAGGAGUCAACUGCAUCAUUCAGGCAACAGGCCUGGUGAAAACACCCUGUGGCCUUUGUCCCGUAAGCUGUCAUUCCCGUGUUCCCUCCCUGACAAUAAUGCACUUCACUAGGGCCGCAAAAAAAAAAUCUUUUGUCGACUAAUUAAGUUGAUCAGGCGUUCAACUAAUCAAUUAGCUGGGCCAAAAUACAGGGUUUAAACAAAUAUGUUUUAUUUUACAAAACAUCAAGAAGUGUAUUUUAAGUCAGUGUUGUAGCAAAAAUGAUAGUACUUUCAAAAACACUGUUCUGGCAUAAUGAAAUCUUUGCGAUAAAGUUUGCUGAGCAGGUGGGGAUCCUACUCUAUAACACUGUAUUACCAUGAUACCCCCAAGCCUAGUAGCAAUUUUAAAAACUGUUCAUGAAAAGUUUACCCAUUUCACUAUACUGCUUGUGUUUGCUGCAACGAAUGUCCUCUGCUGGUCUGGUGGAGCAUUAUUGCUGUAGGCAUGUGCCAACCGCGACCGUCUGUAUCCACGGGCAAAUGUAAUAUGGACACAUAUGCACCUCUAUGUCCGGCAUGUAACAGCAUGCGGGAAAGUGAAGUAUGACCGAGUUAACAUUGCUAGGUAGUGAUGUCAUUAUCAUUAUACAGUUUACAUAGCUGUAAUACAACUAAUUGAUGACAGUUGAAGUUUGUUGUGAAAUAUUUUUAUUGGCAAUUAUUGUCCAUGUUAAUGAUGAGUUGCUGUAGCCCUGCACUUCAUACAUGCUGCUUCUGCUGGUUAAAUUGAUACACAGGAAGACCAUUCUGCUUGGCAUUCAAAUGUUGGGGCACCACUUCAGGAACGGAAUGAGAGCAGUGCUGGGUAUAGAUGUCUUACAAAUGGUUGGCUAUUGAAUCCCAGCUGCCACUUAAAAGUGGUUUAUAUGUGGUCAGCUGAGUUAGGGAGGGAUUAGUUUGCAUGCUUCUGGAGAAAUGCACAUUUGAUUUUUUUUUUUUUUAAAACUUUAUUUCAAGUAGUCAUUGUAUGUUCAGUGUUGUACUGAAAUCAGUUGUCAUGAACCUCUGUUGUUGUCAAAUGUCCCCUAUAAUUUAACAGGUAAAUGCUUCUUUGUGUUUUUUCAUAAUCAGUAAGAAUCCUGAAAACAAAGCAUUGAUUGGCUAACGUUGCGGUGUCUGCGUGUCCCAGGUGUUUGCUGACUGCCACGAGGGAGGUGAAAUCUCACCGUCUAAUUGCAUCUACAUGACCGAGUGGCUGGACUUCUAGCUAAGAUCUGCUGCACUUCAGGGAUGGAUCCGCUCUGGGAUGGAAAGCUUGACGUGUUUUCGUAAUGGAGCCAGUGACUUUGGAGAUUUUUUUUUUCUUUUCUUUUUCUUUUUUUAAUUAUUUAUAGUCUUUCUUAUGGAAAGCUUUAAAACUAUGGAAGAUGGUGGGAGGAAAAAUCACUUUCUCCAUAUCAUCCUUUGUUAUUAUUUUUACAUGACGGUGAUCAGUUUCAGUUUCAGAUUGAACUGGUGUCAGUAAAACAUCAAGAGUAUUUGUUCAAUAUUGUAAAUAUUACACCAAACACUGUGUACAAAGCAGCCAAAUAAAGUUUUUGGUUUUCUGUUGUAAAAUA
Messenger RNA from Paramormyrops kingsleyae, 2521 nucleotides. The record is from RefSeq and is a predicted model, not a curated record. NCBI's taxonomy places the organism in Eukaryota, Metazoa, Chordata, Actinopteri, Osteoglossiformes, Mormyridae.